GGCGGUGAGAGGGCCGCGGGGUCAGGGGUCGGAGGUCAGGGGUCACGCGGAUUGGGCGGGAGAUUCAGGCGGCGGCUUCGGGAUCGGGGCUGAGGGGUGCUGGAGGGAUCCGAAAGGAAGCUCAGUCCGUGCAGAGGGUUGUCUGCGGGGGAUCCCGGAUGGCUCCGGUUAAAAUCAGCUACAUCGUGUCCUUCUCCUCGCAGGAUCCCAAGUAUCCGGUGGAGAACUUGCUGCGUGAGGACGGCCUUCGUCCCUGGCUCGGCUGCCCCCAGGACCGCAGCAGGCAGCUGAGAGUGGAGCUGCAGCUGGAGAGAGCCAGUCCCAUUGGCUACGUGGACGUCGGCAACUGCGGCUGCGCCUUUCUCCAGAUCGAGGUGGGACGUUCCUCGUGGCCGCUCGACCAGCCCUACCUCACCUUGGUGCCCAGCGUCGCGCUGAUGACGCCAGCUGACUCGAAGCUGGAUCAGAACCGCUGCGGGGUCCGGAUGUUUAAAGAAGCAGACUUCCUGGCACUGGCGGUGGGGCAGAAGUGGGACCGCCUGCGGCUCACCUGCAGCCAGCCCUUCAGCAAGCACAGUCAGUUCGGGCUGUCCUUCAUCCGCGUGCGCACGCCGCUGGACCCCGAGCACCCCCAGCCGCCCCCACCCUCGCAGCAAGGCCUGGAGGAUGCCGAGCCUGCGGACAGCCCCUGGCACUCGAGCCCUGCCUUUUGCCGGACUUUCUUUCCAGAACCGCGCUCGAGCUCGAGGGAGGAGGAGCAGCUGAAGAGCCGCCUGCAGCAGCUGGAACCAACCGCCUGGAGCCCAGCCCGCCUCAGCCGCCCGGCCCAGAUGGUGCUGUCGGCAGUGCGGAGCCGGGCAUUGAGGCCCAGAGCCAGCACGGGCGUCCCGGGGGGUGACCCAGAGCUGCCGACUGAGGACCCGGGAGGCCCUGUGGUGCCAGGGUCUGCGCAGGAUGUCCCCGCAGCCCCCACAAGAGCUCGCAGGCAGCCGGAGAGCAGGCAAAGAGCUCCCAGCCCUGUGGGCAGGUCUCUGCCAGCCGCCUUGAGGCAGUCCAGGUCAGGAGGAAGAGCCAGAGCCCGCAGCCACCGAGACAGACGGGCCAGGAGGGGUGACAGUGGAGGGGACAGCAAUCACGGGGAGAGGGGCGUCUGCCCCAUUUGCUCAGGCCGCUUCAGCCUGGAUCUACUCCCCCUACACGCCUCCCGCUGCGGGGAGGAAGACCCCGACACAGCCUGGCCUUCCUCCCCGCUGGCAGAGACGUCCCCCGAUGCCUGGGUGUCCUGCCCCAUCUGCGAGCUGCCCUUCAGCGUGGCGGAGGUGGAGUGGCACGCCAGCACUUGCGGGGAGCAGGCAGGGACGCCGGGGACCCCGUCCUCGUCCUACCGCGUGAGGUAGGGCUGCGAGGACAGCGGAGGGCGGGGGAAGGACAAACCCCCCGUCGCAGCACUCGGACUGAAGCCGCUUUGCUGCGGCUGUUGGAGACGCCAGACCAGAGCCCUCCCUGCCCCGUCGAGCGAGCUGCUGGACCUGGUUGUACCACAGCAAGGCGCAUGGGCAGGAUUUGGGCAGGGAAUGAGCCUGCGCAGGAGUGCUGGCCAUGCUGUGGUAGAGGCGUAGCGGCACUGGUAAAUUUGUGGCAAGGCUGGUGUGGGGAUGGAGAGGCCACUUCUAUCCCCACAGCCAGGCCUGGGGGAGCGUGGGGAUGGUGCCGGGGCUUGGGGUGGGGGGCAUGGGU
Messenger RNA from Aquila chrysaetos chrysaetos, 1737 nucleotides. RefSeq names its product short transient receptor potential channel 2 (gene XNDC1N). Gene Ontology annotation, molecular function: damaged DNA binding. The transcript is spliced from 10 exons. Gene Ontology annotation, biological process: single strand break repair; base-excision repair. The record is from RefSeq and is a predicted model, not a curated record. Bases 159 to 1397 code for a protein of 412 amino acids. NCBI's taxonomy places the organism in Eukaryota, Metazoa, Chordata, Aves, Accipitriformes, Accipitridae. Gene Ontology annotation, cellular component: nucleus.